GAUGACUUUGUCUGGUUCACUUUUUAUGAUGCUGGUUUCCAGCUUGAUUUUGGCUCAGAGUACCAGUCAGAAUCCUGAAACAGGAAGAACUGAUGGAACAUUAUUCCCUGUGUAUGACCUGGUGAAAGAACUUGGUGCCAUGAGAGAAAAACAAGGAGCCAUGGAAACCAGGUUGAAGGAGAGUGAAAGCCAGAUUGUUGAGCUGAAGAGCAAAGAAACAACCAGUGUGGCAUUCGCCGCUACAUCAGGAGGAGGAAGAGAGGGUGCAGCCAUCGGACCAUUCGGCACAGAUAGAACUCUUGUCUUCAGAAGAGUGUUAUCAAACCUGGGCAAUGGCUACAAUUCUGAGACAGGUGUCUUCACUGCACCUGUAGCAGGCACCUACUACUUCUUCAUGUCCCAUCACGCUGGAGGACAACACAUAGUGAGUCUUACCCUCAUCAGGAACAGUGAUGCUAUAGUGCAGACCUAUGACCACGCAUCAACAGCAGACACAGCUGAUAAUGGAAGCAACGCGGCGGUCCUGCAGCUGCAGCAAGGAGACCUGGUGUAUGUGCGCUUGGAUGCAAAUACACAUGUCUGGGGAAAUGAUUUAGUUACCACAUUCAGUGGUUUUCUGCUCUGAAAAAACUGAGAACCUAAACAGGAUUCAUUAUAAUUAUUUUAUUCUAAUGGCCAAGCUAAUUUAAAAGCAACUUAUGAUAGACUGUAAGCAGUGUGAAGGGCUCAGUCAGGUUAGAGAAAACAGGAAUAAGGAUCCUCAAUCACAGUGUUUUAAAUAAUGUCUGUAUUCUUACCAAAUAUUACAAACCUUUGAAAGUUGCCCUUAAAUACAUCAAACAAUUGCUGUGUUCAGGUUCUUGUUUUCUUUUACAGUUACUCUCUUUUACAGCUUGUUUAGGGGCUUUGAAGAUAGAUCUGGAUGAACAAUCCUCAGUUAUCUG
Notolabrus celidotus (New Zealand spotty) is the source of this 944-nucleotide messenger RNA. RefSeq names its product complement C1q-like protein 2. The transcript is spliced from 3 exons. The coding region runs from base 2 to 625 and encodes 207 amino acids. Lineage: Eukaryota; Metazoa; Chordata; Actinopteri; Labriformes; Labridae. The record is from RefSeq and is a predicted model, not a curated record. Gene Ontology annotation, molecular function: protein binding.